AUGUCCAAGGUGCUGGAGCAACUUAUUGCGCGUGGGCGCCGUGAGCGUAGCCCUACGGACCAGCGAGAUGUGGCAUUUGGUCUAGCAAAUAUUUCAACAAACGCUGAGCUGCACGAAAAAAUGGUUUCUAAGGGUGUUGUGAAUGCCUUGUUGACACUAAUCCUUCAAUCUAGUGACUCCGAAGCGCUCCGUCUCGCUUGUCUGUGUUUGGCAAAUGUAGCAUCGAGUCCAGCAAGUCGCAUUCGAAUUGUUGAAGAGGGCGCGCUACCUCCACUCGUAAACUUUUUCAAAGAUGAUGACAACAAAAAUGAUACAGUCGCGAAACAAUACAUAGCAAUGGCAAUCGGCAAUCUGGCAGCUGAACCCGAAAACCAUGAAGAGAUUGUACAACUAGGCACGAUCGAACCGUUGGUAAAGCUACUUGACCCAGAGAUUGUCCAUUCAGGUGUUUAUUGUGCGUUUGCACUGGCGAACUUGUCCGUAAAUAAUGAUUAUCGAUCAUUAAUUGUCGACGGGGGUGCUGUUCCACGUCUCAUUGCACUGGCAUGCUGCAGAGAGCUCAGUGCACAGAGGCAAUCUCUCUCCUGUCUUCGAGGUAUAUGCAUAUCACCGAUUAAUCGGGUCAUUGUGGUAAAAGAAGGCAUACUGGAUCCUUUGGUGCUUAUGGCACGCUCAGACGAGUCUGACAUCAAGCGUGAAGUUGCAGCAGCUUUCUGUGCUCUCUCUGCUACCCCCGAAAACAAAGUUGAAAUCUCAGAUCGGGCGCUUCUGACUAUAAUCUCGUUAUCGCUUUCGGGUGAUCCGGCUGUUGAGGAGCACGCAUGCGGUACGAUUGCUAAUUUGAUGGAGCUGCACGAGCUUCAUGAUAAGCUUUUGCGCGAGAACGGUUUAGCAUCGAUUAUGGCGUUGGCAGUGGACCAAGAUCUCAGUACACGCUGCGAAGCAUGCCGUUGUCUUGCCAAUCUCACAGCGAAUGAAGAAGUACAACCCACACUGAUGAAAGAAGGAGUCCUUCACCCGCUCGCUGCAGCGCUAGUUUUGAAUCAUCACGUUUGCCAACGCUACGCUGCGUUGGCCUUAGCAAAUCUAAGCACAACGGCGAGCUACCAAGUUCAGAUCGUUGGACUGGGAACGAUUACUCCGUUGAUCACGCUUGCCCAAGCUUUUGAUCGCGAGCUUGAAGCUCGACGAUAUGCCGUGCUCGCUCUAGCAAACCUGGCUGCAAUGAAAGCUAAUCAUUCAGCGCUAGUUGACGCUGGAUGUCUUGUGUCAUUGUUCUCACUGGCGAGUACGGCUGAUGCCCUGAGUCAAUAUUAUGUAGCGUUUGCUUUGGCAAAUUUUGCAUCAAACGAGCACAAUCACACACGUAUGGUUGAGGAAGGAGGGCUUCAACCCAUUAUUACUCUUGCAUGUUCGGAAGACACUGACGUGCAUCAUCAUGCUGUUGCUGCUAUACGUGGGCUGGGGGCGAGUGAAGCGAAUAAAGUAAAAAUUAUCCAGGAAGGUGGGCUGGAGCCUCUUGUGCUCUUACUUCAGUCUAGUGAUCUGGAAAUUCUGCGCGAGGCGAGUGCAGCCCUGUGCAAUUUGUCUGCAAGUGAUGAGACCAAGUAUGAAAUUGCGAAAAGCGGUGCUGUGACCUUAUUGAUUGUGCAUUCUCAGUCCGAAGAUAUGGAGCUUGCCCGACAGUGUUGUGCUACACUGGCCAAUCUUGCCGAAGUUGAAGAAAAUCAAGACAAAAUUUGCUCUGAUGGAGGAGUUCCACCUUUAAUUGUUACGAUGCGCUCUCAAUUUGUGGAGGUACAACGUGAAGCUGGUCGUGCCUUAGGAAACCUCUCCGCCUUUCGCUCAAAUCACGAUGACAUCGUCGAGCAUGGUGGACAUCAGCUGCUGAUAUCGUACCUGUUGUCACCCGAUAUGGCCUCGCAGCGUGUUGGAGCACUAGGCAUUUGCAACUUGGCUACAAACUCAGCUUUGCGUGAAGUGCUUAUGGAUCGUGGAGCCAUGGAGCCUCUUAUGUCUCUCGCACGGUCCGAGGAUGUGGAGCUAGAGAUACAGCGGUUUGCAACUUUGGCUAUCGCAAAUCUGGCUUCUUGUGUCGAAAAUCAUCGGGCCAUUGUUGAAGAAGGCUCGUUGCCGCUGCUUAUCUCGCUGUCAAGUGCACCUGAUGAGGAGGUACGCCAGUAUGCAGCAUUCGCGCUCGUAAAAGUCGCAAUGAAUGCCGAUCUGCGCAAGCAGAUAACCGACGAGGGUGGUCUUGAGCCUGUGCUGUUUCUGGCGCGUACCGAGAGUACCGAUCUACAAGCUGAUAUUAUACCUGCAAUCUGCACUUUGUCGUUCGCGGAUGCCAACAAAUCUGAUAUCUGUAAGUGUGGUGGCUUGCCACCAAUCCUAUCUGCACUUGCAAGUAUCGAUGUGAGUCUUCGACGGCAAGCUCUUUGUACAGUAGCAAAUUUAUCCGAAGACGUGGAAAACCAAAGUUAUCUUGUAGCGAACGGUGCUAUUUCUCCAAUUGUGGAUGCAAUGCAGCAGGGAGAAAUUUUCGCACAGCGAGAAGCAGCUCGUGCUUUGGGUAACUUGUCGGCUAAUUGUGACUUUGGCAAGACAAUUUUGAAUCAAGGUGCAGCUGCACCACUCAUACUUCUUUUAGGAAGUGAUGUGGUAGAUUGUCAGCGCAUGUCAGCGAUGGCACUUUGCAAUCUCGGAACAAGCAUGAAUAACCAAAUCAAGCUGCUCGAUCAAGGCAUUCUUCCUCCUGUUCUAGCGCGCCUAGAAGAAGCGUUAGAUCCGCGCUCAUUGGCAGAUAAUGAUGUUGUUCGUUACUGUCUUCUAGUGCUAGCUAACUUAGCCGUCUCGCCGUCUACCCACGAAGUGUUGUUGGAUAAAGCGUUGCUUUAUCUUGCUGGCUAUGCUAAACAUCGUGAUGUAAAAUGUCGCCAGUUUGCUAUGUUCGCAGUGGGUAAUCUGUGCAGCAAUCUAAACAAUAUUGAACGUAUUGUGGCAGCCAACUUUCUACAAUCAAUCAUUUCUUCCUGUUUUCCAGGAGAUCCUAACGUGCAGUUCCAGGCCAUUGCUGCGCUUCGUGGGCUUUCAGUUAAUCAAGUUGUUCGUCAUCAGAUUGUGCAGUUUGGUGCUUUGGAGCCACUUAUUCUAGCAGGCUCGAGCGAAAGUAUUGAAGUGCAGCGAGAAGUAUCAGCAACGCUUUCAAAUUUGUCGUUGAGUGAAGAAAAUAAAAUCACAAUGACACGUGGUGGAUGUCUAUCGACACUGAUAGCUUUGGCGAGUAGUCGAGACUCGUACCGUGAGCGACAAGCUGUCUGCGCUCUGGCAAACUUGGCAGAAAUGAUUGAAGGAGAUACGCAUAAAAAAAUGCUGGGUGAAGGAGUGUUAACACUUUUGUACUCAUUAGCAUCAAGUGUUGAUUUGGAAGUAAAGCGCCAAGUUUCUCGCUGCAUCGCCUUGUUUGCAGCGAAACCAUCGAGUCAAGUUGCUCUUUUGCGCAGCAACGCAUUGCGCUAUAUCGGAACCUUUGCUCAAGAGACCGAAGAUGCUGUGUGUAGACGGUUUGGAACAUUAGCCAUCGGAAAUCUUGCAGUGAACCAUAAGAAUCACCGUGAUUUGUUUGACGAAGGUGCUGUGACAGCGCUUAUGACCGUCGAUAAGGCUAAAGAUCUUGAGACUCGUCGUGCCCUUGCUUUUGCUUUGAACAACUUGGCGGCUAACGAAGGCAACAAUGUCCAGAUUUCAAAGCUAGGGGUGCUGCGGACUGUAAUCGCACUGCUGCACGAUGCUGAUGAGGACACACAUUUGCAAGCAUGCUUUGCAAUGAGAAGAAUGGUUGUUGAAGCGAGAAAUCGUAUUCAAGCUGUAGCAAAUGGGGCUCUUCGUUUACUGUUAAAGUUAGCACUUUCUGAAAAUGUCGAGGUGCAACGUGAGGUUUGUGCUACGUUAAGGAAUUUAUCUCUAAGUGAAGAUAUAAAGAUAGCUAUCGUACGUGACGGCGGUCUAUCCCCUCUACUGACAUUGAUUCACUCAGCGGACGGAGAAGUGGCUCAUCAGGCGUGUGGUGUCCUCGCUAAUUUGGCCGAAGUGGUAGAAAACCAAGGGCGUAUGGUGAAAGAUGGAGUUUUACAGCACGUUAAGUUCAUGCUACGUGCAAAGAGCGUGGAAGUACAGCGUGAAGCACUCCGAACUAUAGCAAACAUGUCUGCAGAGUAUGCUUAUACUACUGACAUCAUUUCGGGUGGUGGUCUGACACCGCUGAUGGCUGCAUUGAAUACGCCAGACGUUUUGAGUCAGCGAUAUGCAGCCAUGGGCAUCGCGAAUCUUUCCUCAAAUGCUGAUAAUAUCCCCACGAUCGUACAUGAUGCAUUUGUACCAUUGUUAGUGGCGCUUGCAAAUGGAUCACUUAAUGGAGAUUUAGAUACUCAGAGGUACGCUGUCUUCGCCUUAGUUAACGUCGCCAGUGUGCGUGCUACUCAAAGCAUUCUUGUUGAUGCUGGCGCACUGUCCAUGUUUGCACAAAUGCUUCAGCAUGCUGACUUGACUUUAAGAAAUGGGGCGGCAUUCGGUAUCGCUAACUUUACGGCAUUUUCUGAAAAUCACACUGGUCUUCUUGAGCUUGGAGAUGACUUUCUAGGCUCAUUGCAGCAUCUACUCGAGUCCCAAGACUCGAAGUGCCGGUACCAUGCUGUUUGUGCAUUGCGUGGUUUGUGCGUAAACGAAACAGCACGACGCAAAUUUGUUCGUCGUGGUGUCUUGCGACCACUUUUAGCCUUAACGAAGUCUGAAGAUUUGGAUGUCCAGCAAGAAGUGUUGGCGUGCUUGUGCAAUUUGUCUCUAAGUGGUUGUGUUGGUGCAGAGCCUGAGGUUCUCAUUGCUGCCUUUGAAAUGCAGACACUUGUGGCGUUCUUAUGCUCGGCCGAUGCCACCUAUCGACUAUUUGGAGCCGUCACGCUGAGUAACAUUGCCGCAAGUAGCCAAUAUCAAGGCGAAUUAGUUGCAGCUGGUGCGGUGUCUCCUCUCGUCAAGAUAGCUAAUCAUGUGGACCUAGAAACUCAUCGCUGCAUUGCUUUUGCUUUGUGCAAUCUCGCAGCAAAUCCAUCACACCGAGAAUUGGUCGAAGCUAUGGGUGGGCUACCUUGUAUCAUUCAGUUAGCUUGUUCUGACGAUGCGAGCGAUCAGAAGGUGGCCAUUGCUGCCCUUCGUGGACUAUCAAAUCGAUCGGAGACACGAAUACGCAUUGUUUCAGAGGGUGGACUAGAGCCUUUGGUGCUUGGAGCACACUCAUCUGACGUACAGCUUCAACGUGAGGUGUGCAUGACGGCGUACAACUUGUCAUUCGCAGAGAAGAAUAAAUGUGUCAUUGCUGCUUCCCCAUUACUAGAUGCCUUAAUCACAAUGAUGCUGUCAACCGACGAGCAUACAGCAACGUUUGCAAGCGCUAGUGUCGCUAACAUAGCGGAAAACUUCGAUACUCAUUCGGUCAUUGCUGAGCAGCGUGACUUACGUAUAAUUCUGCAAGUUGAUGCUCAGAAUAUUCCUGCGUGUGUAGCGCGUGAAGUUAUAAAGUGUGUGGCAAAUUUUUCUUCAAAUUUUGCGUUCCAUGAUAUGUUACAAGCGGAUGGCUGUCAAAGCUUUCUCAAUCAAGCAAUCCAGCACACAGACCCUAACAUUCGGCUUUUUAGCGUUAUCUGUCUUAGCAAUCUCGUUUCGAAUCCGCUAAAUCAUUCGAAAGUGGUGCGUGAGAACAUUGUAUUGCCCUUGAUAGCGCUCGCUGUAGACAAGGAUCACUCUGAGCCUCGGCAAUUCGCACUGCUUGCACUAGGCUGCAUCUUUACCAACAAUGCUAAUCACAAAGUAUUUCUAGAUCACGGAGUUGUACCAGCACUUAUUGAAGCGCUCGACUCAGUGAAUAGCCUUGAAAUGCGCUUCUAUGCUGCAUUUGCACUGGGCAAGAUAGCGACCAAUGAGUUUCUCCACGAAAUCAUCUGCAAACUUAGCAACAGCGGUGAGUCUCUUAUCGGGCUCGCACUUGACGCGAAUGAAGCAAACAAUUCUAGUACGCAGUGCCAUGCUAUAUCAGUGCUACGCCGCAUCGCGCGCUUGGAUGUGAAUCAAAAUUUAAUGGUUGUUAAGCAUUUCGAGGCUCUUGCGGCCGUGCUACUGGCCUGUGCUCAACACUCAAACCUAUUGGAAAAUCAGCGAGAAGCGGCAGCAUGCCUGUGUCAUUUAAGUCUUGCACGAGGCAACAAACUUAUCCUUGCGAGUGGUUCAGUUGCACUUUUCCAGCAAUUAUUUGUUUUGUGUUUGUCCUCUGAUAUCGAAGUUGCUCGAAAUGCUUGCGGAGCUGCUGCCAACAUUGCAGAAGAUAUGUGUACGCAUGAAUACAUGAUCGAUGUUCAUGCAGUACGUGUGGGAGUAAAAGCAAUGCGAAGUAGACAUCUUCCAGUGUACAGAGAAGCAUCUAGACUGAUUACAAAUCUCAUGAGUACGCCUGAAUUUCAUGCAGUUUUUAUUAACGAAAAAGGACUUGCCGUUGUAACUAGAGUUGCUAAGGUAGACGACCAGGAGUGUCAAUACAAUCUCGCACUAGCACUGCACAAGCUCUCACUUAAUUUUGACAUUCAUCAAGUUCUGCUGAGUAGUGGCUCCGUCCCAACUUUGCAUAUGCUUCUUGGGAAUUUGAAGUGGGAGGUGCAGUGUCAAGCAGCGGCUGCAUUGAAGUCGCUGGUUGCAAAUAAGAUGUUCAAGCCCACACUGGCAGAAGAUGGUGGCACAGUACUGGCGCUUAUUUCUCUUUUGCAUAGUUCCGACUUGACACUUAAAACUAUGGGUGCAGCAGGUGUGCGGCAUCUGUCGCUCGAUGCUUCUGUCAAGACACAGCUCGUUCGUGACGGUGUUCUUCCACCCCUUUUUAGCUGUUGCAGUAUCGAAGACGAUGAUGUCAGAAUUCAGUGUGCUAGAGCAUUGGCUGCGCUGAGUGAGAAUGUUCAGAACCAGGUGCAAAUGGUGCGCGAAGGUGUUUUUCCAGCCCUCUUGGAUCUUAUGAAGGCUAGUUGUCAUUUCGAGAUUGCGCGUCAUACGAGUCGCACAUUUGUUAAUUUGUCCAGCAAUCCUGAAAAUCAUAUUGGCGUAUUUUCGCUUCAGGAAUUUCGUGCCGUAAUCAAUCUUGCACAGAUUAAAGAAGAGUUUUGUGGACGUGAUGCAGCGAUGUGUCUGGGCAAUUUGGCAGUGACGUCGCACAACCAGUACCAGAUUGCCGAGCUUGGAGGUCUCGUCCCGCUGACCGAUCUAUUAAGAAGCGAGUUUACGUCUACACGGCAGUAUGCAGCGCGUGCUAUCUAUCGACUUAGUUCUCAUACUGAGAAUCAGGAACGUAUUGUAGAUGCCGGUGCUUUGCCUGCUCUUGUCGCUCGACUAGAUGAAACGCAAGAUCAUGACAUUCAGCGAUGCGCAGCCAUGGCUUUGUGUAACUUAUCAACAAACUCGAACAUUGAGCAAAAAAUUGUGAAGGCUGGUGCAUUAGGAAUGCUUGUCGCUUUAUUGCAGUCACCUAGCAUCGAGUGUGCAAAGUGUGGGGCCAUGGCCCUAUGCAACUUGACAGCUUAUCCGGUCAACCAACUACAUCUUGUAGCGCAACAUGAUAGUCUCGAUCAGCUUAUAAAACUUGCAGGCUCCAGCGACCUUGAGUGCUGUCGAUAUGCUAGUAUGGCUCUCGCAAAUAUUUCAGCACAUCGUCAGAAUCGAAAUGUCGUCGUGGAGCGCCAUGCACUCCAACCACUUCAAGUGAUGUGUUUGUCACGAAGUCUAGAGUGUCAGCGUAGUGCGGUGUUGACGCUAUACAACGUGUCGUGUGCAGCCAACAACCAGAAAAGUAUUAUUGAAAUGGGCAUCGAGGCAGCUCUUGUUAAAUUUGCGGGAGCGAAGGACAGAGAUUGCAAAUGCUACGCCAUAAUGACGCUUUGCAACUUAGCAGCGAACGGUGACACACGAUUAGCUGCAGCACGCGGUGGAGGAUUGCAAGCACUAAUAAUUGCUGCAAAAGAUCCGAUUGAUCCAGCUAUCGGUCGAUACGCAUGUAUUGCGUUAUGUAAUCUAGCGUGUGACUCGCUUUUACAGAUUCAGAUACUUGUUCAUGGCGGCCUUACUCCAAUACUAUCGUUAGCGAACGAUGAAGACGACAUAGAGAGUCAGCGGUUUGCAAUAAUGGCGCUAUCAAAUUUGGCAGCAAAUGAGAACAAUCAUAACCACAUGAUUGAACGAGGCGUGCUGCAAGUCGUGUUUCGGCUUGGUCAGUCGAAAAGUGAGGAUAUUCGACUCUAUGCAGCCUUCGCACUGGCAAAUUUUGCAGGUAACCCGGCACAAUGUGCCGCUAUUGGCAAUGAGGGGGGCAUUGCAGCUCUUAUAAUGUUAGCGUACGCAGAGGACUCUAACGCGCACACACUGGCAGUAGCAGCACUGCGUCGUUUGUGUCAGUUCUCAGCUGAAAACCGCGGACGGAUCGUACGGGGAGGCGGUCUACCUCCUUUAAGAAUUGCAGGUUUGUCGAAAGAGCUAGAGACGCAGCGAGAAGUCGCAGCUGCGUAUUGCAAUAUGUCCUUAAGCGAUGAGUACAAGGUGGAAAUUGUCGAGCAAGGAGCUCUUCGUCCACUGAUCAAGCUGACUCAGUCGCCUGAUGUUGAAGUAGCAAGGCAAGCAUGUGGAGCACUUGCGAAUCUCGCUGAGCAUCUUGAUACGCACUCUUGUUUUGUGGCGGAGCGUUGUGGUGGCUUUUUAAAUGCUCUUGUGAAUAAUCAACAUGAAGAUGUUCACAGAGAGGCAUCGCGAACUGUGGCAAACUUGCUGUCAAGCUUCGAGCACCAUCCCGAUCUGAUUGCAGAUGGCCUUCCUGGCCUGAUUCAUCUUGGCUUGUCAUCGGAUGCCGAAUGCCAGUAUAAUGCAGCACUAGCACUACGAAAACUUGCGCCAAAUUUUGCAAGCCAUCGUAGCAUAGUACAUGAAGGUGGUCUUAAGACGCUUUUCUUUCUACUGCAUGUUAAAGAGCUGAACACGCGUCGUCAAAGUGUUCUGGCGUUGCGUGAUCUGGCAAGUAACAGCGAAUUUCGACGACAGUACGCUGAGGAAGGGGGGAUUUCUUCCCUAAUCACAUUCUUACGAAAUGUGGAAGCCCCUUUACAAGCCCCUGCAAUUGCAGCUUUGCGACAUUUAACAUCGUCAGCCUCUCAUCCAGAAAUUAAGCAGCAAGUCGUGGAGGAUGAGGUUUUGAAGCCAAUUUUACGCUGUCUGACCACGAAACCUGGCGCAACGGAUCUUCGAGAUUUACAGUGUCAAUGUGCUGGAUUAAUCGCAAACUUAUCCGAGCACCCUGCAAACCAGCAGAGAAUUGUGGCUGAAGGCUUGACAAGUGCACUGGUUGUGUUGGCCAAAGUUUGUCACGAUGUUGCUGAGAUUCAACAAGAUGUCAGUCGCGCAUUGGCAAAUAUCUGCUCGAGCGAGCAAAGUCACCAACUUGUAUACAAACAAGGUGCUUUGUUGAGCCUCAUUGAACUGACUGAUUCGACAAAUGACGUCACUCAACGAUACGCAGCAAUGGGUUUGCGUUUUUUGUCUGCGAAUCCAGCAAUUCGUGGUCGUAUCAUUAAAGAGUCACUUCUGCGGCCGUUUGUUAUGCUGGCACAGAGCCCACUUAUCGAUUAUCAGCGAACUGCAGCUGCAGCUUUCUCUAGCUUUUCCUUACAAGAAGAAAACAAGCUUAAACUUGUGCGGGAUGGAGGCCUGGCACAAAUUCUCCGUUGCUGUACUUACAACGAUCUGGAAGUCAAACGAGAUUGUGUUUUCGCUCUCGCGAAUGUGGCGGAUUCGAUCGAGCAUCAAGCAGACGUUGUGCGCGAAGGGGCGAUCUCGACCGUGAUCAGUAUUGGUGCUCACGAUGAUGCACGAGUGCAACGAGACUGCGCGAGAGUGUUUGCCUCCUUGUCCAUCACAAACUCGAUUAAAUCGGAGCUGGUGCUUCAGGGAGCGCUGCCAUCUUUGAUACGUCUCACAAGGUCCCUGGAUAUAGCAACACAGCGAUUUGCAACGUUAGCCAUAUGCAACGUAGCUUCAUCGAGUAACGACAAGGCCCAAAUCGUCGAGCAAGGUGCUAUUCGUCCACUUACACAUCUCAUCCGAUAUCCAGAUGCGUCCAUUCAGCGAUACGCAGCAUUGGCUUUGGCUGCUCUAGCUCUCGGGGGAAUGGGUGACAACAAGCUACGGAUGAUGGAGCACGGUGCCGUGCCACCGCUGAUUGAUUUGCUUCGGUAUCCUAGUACCGAUGUCCAGCUUUGUGGCUGCUUGGCUCUCAACGCUCUCACAUUGGGAAAACAGAGUAUGACGAAGAUGUCAGUUAUGCAAAGUGGCGGGCUACUUCCUCUGCUUGCUUUACUUGCAUCAACCGAUAAGGAAUGCGUUCACUUUGCACUCUACUGUCUUGGAUCUUUGGCGGAGAGUAAAGAUGUGCUGCAAAAACUGAUUGAGCUGGGAAUUCUUGCUCACGUUAUAGCUUUGUCGACUUGUGGAGAUACAGCGACGAUGAGGAAUUGUGGAUAUAUUCUCGCGCUGAUAGUGGAGCAGCAGACAGAUUUCCAUGACGUUCUGUUUCGUGAAGGUGGUCUCGAUGCAUCUAUCUCACUGGCUUGUGUCGAAGAUAUGGAAUGUCAGGAGUAUGCAACGUUCAUCUUAGCUCAUCUGGCGUCCAAUCGAGACUAUCAGGUUCGUCUUGUCGAGCGUGGCGUGUUGCGACCGCUCAUUGCUAUCAUGUCGGUGCAUGCCGAGCCGCGUCAUUACGCUGGACUUGCGCUUCUCAAAUUAGCUGAUAAUUAUGAAAAUCAUCUGCGUAUUGCUGAGGAAGGAGGGAUUCAAGCUCUAUUGCGUAUUGCUCGAGCGAGAUCCACGGAUGAGGAGCUUCAGUAUAAGGCGUCCUUGAGUCUGGGUCAAUUGGCUAGUAAUGCAACUCGGUCAUUAUCUGAGCAUACGACUUUAAAGGCUAAAGACGCUGUCAUCGGUACUAGUGUCAAUAAGAUGGCUCAGAUCACACAAGCGGUAGCUGCCAAGAAAGCUGCCAAAGACAAGACUUUACAGUAUCUUGGCGAUAAAGUUUCCAGCGAGUCAAUCAAGUCAUCAUUGCGCGUUGACGAGGAACUGGGAGCUAUGCUACAGGCAAAAACGGGUGCUAUCCAUUUCGAGAAUGCUGAGGAUAAAGCGACGUAUUGCAACAGCGCGAAAGGGUCAAAAAUCAAGCAGCCAGAAGUAAAAAUUUUAGAUCGACAUCGUUUACCGACAUCGGGAACUGGUGGCAAUAUGAAUGAUUCGCGAGAAAAAAAAGUUCAUACAGCACACAGUGUGCAGUCUCUAGCCAGCGAUAUGAGAAGAAUUCGAUCCAUGCGGACGGAAGUGGAGCCAGCAAUUGAGGAAGGAGAACGGAUGCCGAAAAUUGCCGAAAAGAAAAACGAUAAAUUGAGUGAGAUACGACUUGCAUCUGAUGGACAUUCACGUUCAGUGGCGUUAAAGCUGGAAAUUGAAGAAUUCGAGAUCAAUGUCUCUGAUCACGUAGCUCCUGGUUGCCAAGCAACUACAAGUCCAAAACUUUCGGGUCCUCGCUGUGGUUAUCGACCGAGCCUUUCGUUGUCACCAACGAUUUCGUCCACGCAUCGAAAAGGCAUUCAACGCGACUUUGUUCAAGGUCUUGGCUCGGACUUUCAGCUUGAUCUCCAUACUGGUAGCACAGAUCGAUUAGAGCGUUCGUACGAUUUGUCGGCGUCAGGAACAUUUGACACUGUGGGGUUUCAGAUCAGACAGACAGGCCUCACUCGAUCCCCCGAGAAUCUGCCGAGCACAUUAUCCGACAGACCACAGCAGCCAUCCAAUACAAAAAAACACUUGGUUAAGCUUGGAAUUCUUGGACGUGGAGCGAGUGGCGUCGUGCACAAGGCUCUGCAUGUUCCUUCUCUUAUGCUCGUUGCUGUCAAGGUUAUCCCAGUAUUCGAGUAUGACAAACGUCAUCAACUUACCGCAGAGCUUACCGCUCUAUACAAUAAUUUGGCGACUUUGCCGGGUGCCGAAGCUGUCGAAACACCACGGCAAAGUGUGGCGUGCCCGGAGCUUGUGUGUUUGUAUGACGCUUUUAUGAACCCGAACGAAGGUAAUGUCUCAAUUGUCGUCGAGUAUAUGGAUGGGGGCUCUCUUCAGGACAUCGUAGACACUGGUGGAUGUACCAACGAAGUCGUAUUAGCCAAUAUUUCAUUUCGCGUUCUCAAGGGACUUGCUUUUCUUCACAACACGCAUCAACUUCAUCGUGAUAUCAAACCUAGCAACUUGCUGAUCAAUCAUUUUGGAGAUGUCAAAGUGUCGGAUUUUGGUAUUGUUCGUGAAAUGGAAAAUUCUCUCGCCAAAGCAACGACAUUUGUGGGAACACUCACUUACAUGUCACCAGAGCGAAUUGCUAGUGAGGAAUACUCUUACAAGUCAGACGUCUGGUCUUUUGGUCUUUCGAUCAUGACUUGUGCUCUCGGCAAGUUCCCGUAUCUAUCACGAGGUGGGUACUGGGAAAUGCUUCACAUGAUUCGCAAUGAGCCGCCACCUCAACUUCCCGAAGGCGAAUUUUCAGACCUUUUCUGUGACUUCUUGGCGAAGUGUUUAACGAAAGAUCAGACGGAGCGAUGGAGUGUAAAGAAACUUCUUGAGCACGAGUUCAUUCAGCGGCACUGUGGUAACGAAAAAGCUGUAGAUUGCGCAAACGAGAAUGACACGAAGAGUAUCGAAGAUGACAGGAAAGAACAAUUGGAAGUGGACGAAAUCGUGCGCAAGGUUGCUGAACACUACGCUAAAGAUGCAAAAGAGCUUAUAAUUGAACACGGAUACACUCUCAGUGACGUCGUGACGUGGCUUCAGCUCCUACCAACCAUGCAGAAAGGCAAGCUAUUACGAUUUGCAGAGCAGAUCGGAGCUAAUCGUUUAAUGGUAUGCGCCAAGUUCCAAGAAGCUAUGAACGAACUACUCCAUGAUAUUGAACUGACUUAUUUCAACGAUGCUGAGAAGCAGUUUAAAUGA
Molecule: messenger RNA, 13086 nt
Organism: Plasmopara halstedii
Lineage: Eukaryota; Oomycota; Peronosporomycetes; Peronosporales; Peronosporaceae
Product: Mitogen-activated protein kinase kinase (MAP2K)
Exons: 6
Coding region: 1-13086 (4361 amino acids)
Biological process (GO): protein phosphorylation; nucleus-vacuole junction assembly
Molecular function (GO): protein kinase activity; protein-membrane adaptor activity; protein binding
Source: RefSeq, a predicted model, not a curated record